Messenger RNA from Hydra vulgaris (swiftwater hydra), 1371 nucleotides. The record is from RefSeq and is a predicted model, not a curated record. NCBI's taxonomy places the organism in Eukaryota, Metazoa, Cnidaria, Hydrozoa, Anthoathecata, Hydridae.
UAUUUCGUGACGUCAAUCUAGGAACAGCGACACCGACACAUUCUUAGUUUAAAAAAUAUUUCUAAAAUGGCGGUCUGUUUUGCAGCAAUUGGCGGCAGUCAGUUUAAAGAAUUAGUAAUAAAUAGCUCUGUUUUUGUAGAUAAAAGUCUGCUGAUAAAGGACUUUAUUGAAGACUCUGGUGAAACGUUGUUAAUAACUUUUCCCGAAAGAUGGGGCAAAAGUAUCAAUUUAGAUAUGAUCGAAACGUUUUUUACUUUAGAAGUUGAUAAAAAUGGAAAACCCUUGCCUUUAAAAGAAAGAUUCAAUUGCAAAUUGUUUUUGGGAGGGGUAAUUAAUUUAGAAUUUAAAGAGCCUAAAAAGUUAGACCUCUUGCAAAUUUCAAAAUUUGAGUCAAUAAUGAAGCUGCCUGGAAACUUUUCUGUUGUAAGAAUUGAUUUUAAGAAUGCUAAAGGCGAAACAAAUAUUGAAGUUUUAUCGAAAUUGCAGUUAUUGGGAAGAGAGUGGAAGUAUUGACUUUUUUAAAAAAACAUUACAAAUUCCAGAUUUAAAAUUGCAAUUAGAGCAGUUAAUAAAUGGUGAGUCUGUUAAAUUUAAUUUAAAUACUCAAAUUACUAAUAACGAUUUUCAAGUAUUGAAAGCAUUAUUAACUUCAGAUUCUGGUUGCUAUUUCUGUAAUACAGUUAGUAUUUUUUUUCUUUCCUUUUUUUUUUUUUAGGUAUUUGACAGGCGAUUUGGUAAAUAGAUUUUUUUUGCCUAACUUUGAAAUUAAAAUUGAGAUGGAAAAAAAGUUAUGUUCCUAUUAUAUAGAUAAGUUUUGUGUUGAUAAAAAUCUAUUUGAAAAUGUUACAGUUCUACUAAAAAGUCUUUUAAUCACUGAUAAGCAAAAUGUUAACAAUCAAGAAGUUGAAAAUUUUAAAGAUUCUUUUAAGGAGCUUUUAAAAGCUUUCCCAAGAUUUAUAUAUUUAAAAAAGGAGGAUGUCAGUGUUUAUAAUGAUAAAAAAGCUCUUUAUGGUAAUGAAGAUCUUAUUCAUUGUGCAAUGGGAUUCAUAUGUCUCCAGAUAAAACAAUUAUCAAGAUUUGGGAAUGAAGUUUACAUUGGCAAGGGUAUUGCUAAUAUAUUUUUAAUAAAUGAGAAAAGAAAUAAAGCAUGUGUAAUAGAACUUAAAUAUAAUGAUACUGCACAAGCUGCCAUUGAGCAAAUAAAGACUAAGGAAUAUGCUAAAAAAAUUUCUAGUGAAAUGAAUACUUUAAUUUUUGGCAUAAAUGUAUCUCAGGAUAAAGAAGUUGAUAUGAUCUGCUUUGAAAUACUCAAAGAAAAUUGACAACUAAUGCAAGCAUUGGGAGAAACUUUUUUUGGAAAAUGCUGUUUAU